AUGACGUUCAUACCAUUGGCAAUCUGGCUUGGGGCACCACAGAUCACAGUGGAACUAUACAUCUGGAAGGGUAUCAUUCCAACUUUGUUGGGCAACAUUAUUGGCGGCGGUCUCUUUUGCGGAACCUACUAUUGGUAUAUGCAGCUUCUUGAUACGAAGUCUUUGCCCUUAUACAUUACAAAGAGAGAUGGCGAUAAUCUAGCAGGUCCAGCAUUACACUCCGAUGGGGCCAAUGCUAGGUAG
Molecule: messenger RNA, 243 nt
Organism: Penicillium brevicompactum
Lineage: Eukaryota; Fungi; Ascomycota; Eurotiomycetes; Eurotiales; Aspergillaceae
Product: Formate/nitrite transporter
Exons: 2
Coding region: 1-243 (80 amino acids)
Biological process (GO): nitrite transport; transmembrane transport
Cellular component (GO): membrane
Molecular function (GO): high-affinity secondary active nitrite transmembrane transporter activity
Source: RefSeq, a predicted model, not a curated record